Molecule: messenger RNA, 618 nt
Organism: Camelina sativa (false flax)
Lineage: Eukaryota; Viridiplantae; Streptophyta; Magnoliopsida; Brassicales; Brassicaceae
Source: RefSeq, a predicted model, not a curated record
AUGGCUGCCUCAUUUGCUUAUUUGAGAGACGUACGUCCUUACAAAACCUCAUGGAGGAUUCAGGUGAAAGUUCUUCAUUCAUGGCGCCAGUAUAUCGCCAUCACUGGCGAGACUCUUGAAUUCAUUUUCUUUGAUGAAAAGGGUAUUAAGAUCCAUGCUAUUGUGAAAAAGGACUUGGUCAACCGCUAUGUCAACAAACUGUCUGUUGGUGAGUGGAAGUUCAUUGAGAAUUUCCAGCUGACUAAUGCUUAUGGUCAGUAUCGACCAACCAACCAUCUAUAUAAGAUGGGUUUCAUUAACGGAACAGUGGUAACUCCCAGUGACCCUGUGUCUGAUUCAAAUUACUUAUCCUUAGCUGAUUUCCAGAAAAUCACGACUGGUGAAGUAAAAGAACACACCUUGAAAGACGUCAUGGGCCAGAUUGUUAACAUUGGAGAGAUCGAAACUAUUGAGGUUAAGGAUAAGCCAACUAAGAAGCUGGAUUUUGAGUUGAGGGAUCAAAGGUGGAACACUGUCGCUUGCACUGCAAUCUUUUUUAAAGUGGUGGAGAGACCAGGGGUUUUGGACAGAAGCCAAGUGAUUAAGGUUGACCAAGAUACAAAGCAACAAACUGGUUGA